UAAAAAUAUCAGAAGGGAACUUAUCUUUUUCACCCUUUGCAUGCAUUUAUAUUCUCUUUGGUGUUGCCUAUAUAAGACUGACCAUAACUUCAUAGUUCAGCAAGUUAACAUUCAAGUGUUAAGAUUUAAUCAAGUAGUUAAAGCAAGUAAAUGGAUAGGGUGAAGGAUUUAGCAUCGAAGAGUGCUGCGGUUAUCUUUACCAAAAGCACAUGUUGCAUGUGUCAUAGUAUCAAGGCUCUGUUCUAUGAUCUUGGUGCGAGUCCUGCUGUUUAUGAAGUUGACCAUGAUGCGGAUAUGGAGCGGGCCCUACGUCGGUUGGGUUGUAAUCCUGCGUUUCCAGCAGUGUUUGUAGGUGGUAAAUAUGUGGGGUCUGCUAAAGAUGUCAUUUCUCUUCACGUUGAUGGCACUUUGAAACAAAAGCUGAUUGAAGCAAAGGCUAUCUGGUUCUAGCACGUUACAUCGUGUGCUUGCUAGGUUUAAUGUUGUCUUAGAAUACUAAAAACCGAGUCUAAGAGCUGCUCUUUUAUGACGGCCUUAUUGACUUUGUUGUACUAGAGUCAAACUUUAAACAAGUUUGUCAUCUUUUUGCUAUGAAUAAUAACUGCCUUUGUGUAAUGCUUCUUAUA
Molecule: messenger RNA, 626 nt
Organism: Helianthus annuus (common sunflower)
Lineage: Eukaryota; Viridiplantae; Streptophyta; Magnoliopsida; Asterales; Asteraceae
Product: glutaredoxin-C11-like
Exons: 1
Coding region: 151-450 (99 amino acids)
Source: RefSeq, a predicted model, not a curated record